UUUUGUCAAGACGAUUCGGUGAUCGGUGUAGACCUUUCACUGUUUUAGAACGUAAUGGCACUUUCAGAAAAAGAUGUCCAAGAUGCAUGCAAAGAACCGGACACAUCUACAAAAGACUUCAUAUUUCAGCAAACAAUGAUCAGAGUUAAAGACCCAAAGAAAUCGCUAGAAUUCUAUACAGGUGUCUUGGGCAUGAGAUUGCUGAAACGGAUUGAUAUGCCAUCUAUGAAGUUCACAGUUUAUUUCAUAGGCUAUGACCAGCCGGAAAAUAUUCCAACGGAUGAAAAUGAGAAAACUAUUUACUGCUUUAUGCAGAAAGCUACUCUGGAGCUGACACACAACUGGGGGACUGAAACUGACGAUUCAAAAUAUCACAAUGGAAACUCUGAUCCAAGAGGUUUUGGUCACAUUGGAAUUUCUGUGCCUGACGUGUACGAAGCUUGUGAAAGGUUUGAAAAAUUGGGUGUCCCAUUCAUCAAGACACCAGAUGGAGGAAAGAUGAAAGGUCUGGCAUUCAUUCAAGAUCCUGAUGGUUACUGGGUAGAGAUUCUAAGCCCUAAUAAUAUGGUUAAAAUUGUUUAAACACAGAAUUUUGGAAAAUAAUUAGGUAUGCAACAUCUGAUUUGUUGAUGUCUUUUUUCUGGACAUUGAAGAUGCCAGUAUCUUGGUAUUAAAUCCAAUAUGCAUUGAGGUGUCAUUCUGUUUUACAUGGUAUGGAUAUAUGGAGUGAAUAUGUUUUAGUUCCAUAACCAAUAUUCAACAUGCUUUAAGGUUGUUACAUUUAUCUAAUCAAGAAUAAACCGAUCUUCCUUAUGUUUCAAGUCUAAGAUUUUUUACUUCUCCAAAAUCAGAUAUUUCUCAACAAUGAUUAUAUACAUGUAUAUUUAAAUUUGUUUAUUUGAAAACUCUUUGUAUACUCAAAUGUGAAUAUGAUACAUUUUAUGUGAACUAUACAGCAAAUCUAAUAUGGUAUAUAAUAACUUAAAAGGUUUGGUACAGUUUGACUAUAUUAAGUCACACCAGAGUCAGUAUUUGCUUUUUAAAUAUAUAGUUUACAUUUUUCCAAUUAUAUUUAAAUUAUAUUGUACAUACUUUCUACAUGAUUGUUAGGUACCUCAGGCCUCUCCAUUUGGAAAUGGCAGCAGUUGUCCUUUGCUCUCUUGAUAAUAAUUCCAUGUAAAAAAUUUAAAACAAAGAGAAGUUUCAGAUAUUUAAAAAAUAAGCAUCACAACAGGCAUGUGUACAGGAAUUUUAGUAGAGGGAGUUAUGUUUAUAGAGGAGUCGAUUCAUGCUCUCCUGAAAAAUAUAUUAGAAAAAAUAAAUUUGCUUGAGCAGAAAGGGCUUUCGACCCCCAAAACCCUUCCUGUGUACACACAGCCUGCUAAAGUAAAAUGAUGACUUAUGAGACAAGAGAAAUCAACUGCUUGCUGUUCAUGGAGAGACUUUUACAUAAUUAUGUGGGUAAAACUGUACACUGCUAAUAAGCUUAGUAGAUAUGUGUGCAAAAUAAAAUGCCUUUGAUUUGUA
Molecule: messenger RNA, 1527 nt
Organism: Gigantopelta aegis
Lineage: Eukaryota; Metazoa; Mollusca; Gastropoda; Neomphalida; Peltospiridae
Product: lactoylglutathione lyase-like
Exons: 6
Coding region: 55-582 (175 amino acids)
Molecular function (GO): metal ion binding; lactoylglutathione lyase activity
Source: RefSeq, a predicted model, not a curated record